This is a messenger RNA of Daphnia magna, 2005 nucleotides long. RefSeq lists its product as uncharacterized. The record is from RefSeq and is a predicted model, not a curated record. The transcript is spliced from 9 exons. NCBI's taxonomy places the organism in Eukaryota, Metazoa, Arthropoda, Branchiopoda, Diplostraca, Daphniidae. The coding region runs from base 67 to 1662 and encodes 531 amino acids.
GAACAAAUUUCAGAUCCAAUUCGGAUUGUCUUCGGUUCUACAUCUUCUGUCCACAAGACAAUCGGCAUGGCGUUCAAAAUUGCAAUCAUUUUCACGUUGGCUGCAUUUCUGAACGUUGGUCAGGGUUGCGAAACUAACCAAGUUGAUCAAUUAACAGCGAGGCAAGGUCUGGAUGAGUUGUUGAAAGAAGAAUCUUAUUCGUCGGCUAACAACCUGUGGACGACACCAUACUACUACAACUACCAGCCACGAACUCCGCUUCCAGGGUUUGCUAACGCCUACGAAGGAAGAACACCGAUGAACAGACAGCAACCCAACUAUUUUAUUAAAGAUGAGGACAGCCUACCCGAAUCUCGUUUGUUCCUCGGCAAUAUAGCCACCAACCUGAUCGGCUCGAGCUUGUUCAACAACCGAUUCAGCCCUGCUAAUCAAUUCAGACCGUUCGCCAAUCUCUUAAAUCGAAUCCCACCCAAUAGUGCCAAUUCACGCAGUGCUUUCGAUGCCUGCACCUCACCAGCGGGAGAGGCCGGCAUUUGCACCAUGUCUUCCGUGUGUUCCUUGUUUGCCGGAAGGCCUAGCGGAUCUUGCUCUCUGAGCAGAGUGUGCUGCGUCAAUGUGGUCAAUGGAUGUGGGAAAACGGUUACCUUAAACAACACGUACUGGCAAUCGCCAGCUACGGUAAGCUCUCCUUCCAACUGUGCGCUGACUAUUAAAUUGGACGCUAAACUGGCCGAACAGUCGUUCAAACCCAUUUGCCAAAUUCGAUUGGAUAUGGUUUCGUUCACUACGGCUCCACCAGUAGCCGGAACUUGUACGGAUACUUUCCAAGUUGGUGGUGCAACUACAAUGGCACCUACGAUUUGCGGGGUUAAUUCUGGACAGCACAUGUAUCUCAAUGUUCCAUCGUCUGGUGUUACGCCUAGUGAUGUCCAGCUCAUGUUCAAUUUUGCUGCUGGUGCGGCAACUCGCUCGUGGAACAUCAAAAUAGCAAUGCUUCCGUGUGCCGCUGACUAUCUUGCUCCAUCGGAUUGUCUCCAGUAUUUUACAUCUGCUACAGGGCGAGUCAGCUCCUUUAAUUGGCAGGAUACGGCUGGCGCCCACCAACUUAACAAUCAAAAUUACAACAUUUGCUUCAGGACUGAACUUGUUUCCUCUCAGCCUGCGACUGAGGCGUGCCUUUCAGUUUGUCAAGUGCCAAACGGUGGCGACGCCUUCUACAUAACCACACCAGCCCCGGGUUCCGGUGAAACAGUUACCACUGGAACCACCUUCGCCGCAACUCUUUCUGCUGUGGGCACAACGUUCUUCGAUAACUCAGUCACGACUGCGCCUAGAACAGUUGCUGUGUGCCUGUACGAUUUCCUUCUCGUUACCGGUGGUAGAGACGCCAACGGAAUAGAAGCUGACCGCUACUGUGGAAAUGCAUUAAACCCAGCACCAUUACCAGCUGCAAAUGUUCCUGUUACGACUUUAGCAGUUCCUGUUCCUGGCGGUGCCACCACCAGUAUUCAAGUGUGCACUCCGGUCAAACCAUUUAAGAUUACCUACAAAACUGAUGGAACUGAAGCUGCAAUUACAACUGUGACUGCUCCUACUGUUCCCUUUGUAGCGGCACGCGAUAGAGGCAACACUGGAUUCUGCCUUGACUUCCAACAGCGAUAAACACUGCAUAUCAACACCUGAUUGUGGCUGGUCUACCAGACGCCUAUCUGAAUUGUAUCUUUGGUGAUGGUAUAGUUACAGUUUCAGUGCACGGCAUUUAAGCUUUUAUGAGGUUUACGUCAACAAUUAUUUAAAUGUAGGUGACGGUUUAGUUGUAUAAUUUUAUUUUACCAAAUGUUGUUCAGACUCUUAGAUAGAAAAAGCUAAAUAGGCAGUACAAAAACUGAUUCAAUCCAGGCGGUUAGCUUCCAUAGCGCUUCAUUAUUAUGCAUUGACAAAAUAUUUUAAAAGCCCGUCUUGUCUGACAUGAAUACCUUAGUUGAAAUAAAAAGCAUACACUUGA